AUGAGCAAACAUUUUCUUGAUGUGAUCAGGGGUGCAAUAGAGGGGUGGAAGGCCCCGCUGAGAGACCCUGGAGCUCGAGAUGUAAAAGUGCAUUGUGAUGUUCAAUUCUUGAGUGAUCUAGGGCUGACUAGCGCUAAAUGGCAACAUGGCAAGCUAAUCAAGUCCUAUCCAAAGGCAACUGCCAUUGAAAUGGAAGGGGAAGGUAAGUUUUUCAGUCUCUAACCAAUCAUAUUGCAUUCUGUACUCAAUGUAUCAUCCUAGGAAGAUGGGCAAUGUUUAAAAGGAGUGUGUUUACAUGUGUUCUUUUAUUAUUUUGCUUUUGUAACACAGUGAUCUUAUAGAAAAACAUCUAACAUUACUAACGUUAACUACCAUAUAAUUAUGGUUGUAUUGUUGUUAUGGGCAGUUUGUCCAAUUUGGACACUACAGUACUGCUUGUGUAUACGUUAACCAAAAAAUGCAUAUUAAAUGCACCAAAAAUCACAUACAAGUGCGAUUUAAAAAAAUGUGCACGUCAAAGUAUCACAUGUGCGCACACAAGCUUUUUACAUCUGCCCAUUUAGUAUAAAGGAGGUAGACCUUUUGUUUUUCUGUUGAUGGUGGUGUAUCAUUUUCAAGAAUAGGCUUUAAAGGCCCAUUUUCACCCUUAAUGCAAUGUGCACCACGAACCAAAUAUUCCUGUCACACAAAAUUCACAGUUUACUGAAAACCUUCUAAGAUCAUCUUUCACGAGAGUCAUCCUGGACAUACACUACAGUCAAUUCACUUUUGGGCCUUAGAUUUCAUGUGUAGUGUCACAUGACUUUUGAUGUAAACAAACCCUGAAAGUUCGGACAUUCUUCGCAUCUACCUCAACGGCAGCUAAAUAACAACUUGCUUGAUAAACAAUCAAGUAAAUGAUAUAAGAAAGAUGUCAAUUUUGAGCGAAGAAACGAUUCUUGAAAGCGGGAAGUUAUUUAAGGAAAACUGCCAAAGCCGAAGUUUGGACACAUGUGCUGAGAGCUCGACUCAAUGGUUUGCUUACAUCAAAAGUCACGUGACAUUACAAAAGGUGAAUUGUUUUACGGUAAAUACAUUCGCCGUUCGUCAUUUUUCAGUUUCCUUACGGUAUUUUGAAUUUUGUUUAGUAGAAUCCGAAGAAAAUUUUUUUUAAGUGUCACGCUUGGAUCUCUUACGGACUCUGUGAACAGGGUCGGCGAAAAGAAUAACGUUCGAAUUUGUUCACUUUCUAUAAGUGCUUGAGGAUUCUAAUAAAUAUAAAAUAUUUUCCGAUAGAAAUUGGUAUUUUUCAAAGAGAAAUAUGGAGAAAUAUCAGACUGCUGGACAUUCAGUUAUUCGAAGACCGUGUCCGGUAGUGUGCGAAGAAAUUUCCUAAAGGCCCAUUUCCAACCUUGAUGCAACGCGGUCGUUUGUUUUUGUUUUGAAUCACUGCCAACGAUAAGUAAACUUGUUCGUUUUAAGCACUGUUCGAACCGACCUUCCCGACGUGUUGUUACAUAUGUUACAUACUAAUGCGACUUUCCUCUUUUAUCAGAAGAGCUAAUUCUCACUUCGCGUGAAAAAAAAAACAUCCGUUGCAACGGCUUAGGAAUGUGUUUAAAUUAAACUUCUCCUUAAGGGUAUCGUAUUUCGGCAGCAUCGGCUAAGGCGCCCGUUUGAAACCAGUUGUCGCGUUUUGAAUACAAACUCACGCGCGAUUGCUUAUUUCAUAGCUUUUAUCAUCGGUGAACACGCUGUUCUCGAAAACUGGUUUAUUCAUCUCGCCUUUUAAACAAAAACUAAGAAGUUUUACUUGCUUAUUUUAAUGGUGUUGUGUUACAGUUUAGUCACUUGUCACGACUCGUAUGCAAAUUUUUAUGCGAGGCCGGAUUUGCUUCUUGUUCUAUUAUUUGUCUAAUCAUCGAUCGAUGUUCACGUAAUUGCUCGAGAAAGAGAAGGGAAAAUUAAAUGCAGUAGUAGUAGUAGUUCAAGUUUGUUUGAGACACGUGUGAUGAGAAAAAAAAAUGUUUAAAUUCCGGUGCGUAAACACCGAAGCGAGCGCCAAUUGCAAUGAAUAAAAUAAAACAUUAAUCACAAUCUGAAAUAGUAUAUUUUCCUUCUGUUCCUCAUCGAAGGUGAUCGAGUUAAGUUUGAAUUUGCGAAGAAAUCAUCACGUGCGAUGUGAACAGCAAAUUAAUUAUAUUCCGGUGCGUAAACAGCACUGAUUGUAAUUAAUAAAUUGAGAAGCAUGGUACUCGAUUAAUAAUACACGUGUUUCGAUGCCUCGUGUAAGUGACGUUUUCCUUCCCCCCUGAUUCAUCAACAACUCAAAUCAAGCAUAUCCACUGCAAAGCAAUGCGAUAGCGUGAGUGUAACAAGUAAAUUUUCCGUUGUCGACUCAUCGCUUUUUCAAACCUAUAAGUUCUUUGUUUUACACAACAGUGUAAUACAAAGGAAACGUGUAACUCUGAAUAACAAAGGCAAAUGAGACAUUGUUUGAUGCUACUCUGGUUUGCAGAUUUUAAUGAAUGUAACCGAAGUAGUUACAAUUCAUAGGGGUGAUCUAAACGCUGCAACAAGAGGUUCUUUUAUAUGAUCACUAAUUAGCGGCCUUUUUUCUGACGAGGUGUAAAUAGGCGUCAGGAAGCAAACCGCCAUCGUCACGAUUUGAAGGAGCGUGGGCGGAGUUAAUAUGCCAAGCCUCCAAACAAAGGCGCUGGUGAUAACGCCGAUUAGUGGUGAUAAUUUUAGAAUUAUCCCACCCAAUUGUAUGGUUGGUUAGACGUGUAUGCUCCGAUAAAGCUGAAUUUUCCUUUUUGCAAAGGAAAACCGCUUUUUGGUGCUCUUUUAACCGUGUACCAAACUGACGUUUGGUCUGUCCGAUGUAUUCGUUGUCACACUCAUUGCAAGGAAUAGAAUAAAUGACGUCGGUUCGUUGUUCUUUCGUGACAGGAUCCUUAGGUUUGGCGAAAAUAUGCCCCAAAGUCUGAGAAGGUUUUUGAGCAACUUUAACGUUGUGGCUAUUCAAAAUUCUCUUGAUGGGUUCAGUAACACCCUUAUGUAAGGAAUAACAGGAAAACCAGUCGCUGGUUCCCUUUCAUCAAGAGCGUUACUAUUUGUAACUGGUUUUUGGCAGUUACGGAGAAAAUUUUUUUGUAUAGCCAUUUGCCUUUAGGACAUUGGAAACAUAUUUCCUCUCCUCAGCCUUCGAAUCGAGUGAAGAUGGUAGACAGUCAGCCCUCCUAACCUCCUAGUUGCGCAUGAGUCAACUUGUGUGCAUUCUAUGGACAAGUGCUUGGUGUGUUAGGUAAUUUAGUGUUAACAACUGAGUUGAAAACGUAAAUUAGCCACCGUAAAGGGUAAAAAAGCUGACGUUUCGAGCGUUAGCCCUUCGCAAUCGCUCUGACGUCAGCUUUUUUACCCCUUACGGUGGCUAAUUUAGGUUUUCAACUUAGUUGUUAACACUAAAUUACCUGCUAUGCCCUCCCACCUUAAUGCUUUAUUCAGAAGUGAUAAUGUAGGGAGAAGUUCAAUGUUAGUCUUUCUUGUUGGUAAAAGGGUUAAAAGGACACAUAUGUUCCAAAAUUGCUGAAGAAACUACAGAAAUACAAAGAUUGUUUUUGAAAAAAAAAGCAAAUUUUUUAAUGAGGGUAAAAUUGAAUAGAUUUUCUCUCAUUUUUCAUAAAAAAUGUGAUACAAUAGUUGGUACUUUGAGAGACAACUUAAUCAACCUACAGAUUUCCUUUAAGCUUGAAAUCUUUGUAACCAACCAUUCUUUGGCAUUUUCUUGGAUAGCUUAAUGUUACAAUGACAUUACAAAAAAAUGCCAGAAUCAUUAUUGCAGCAACACUUCUAAACUCGGAAAGUUUUCUUAGAUCCCAUGAUUGCAGACCUCUGGAGGUGGUUAAGUUUGGAUCUCAUUCUUCAUGAAUUGUUUUGUUUCAGUCUCCUCCAACAAACUGUGGUAACCUAAGUGGGCACACAAAAUUCAAAAAAUUAAAAAGUAUCACAAAGUUAAAAACAUUCUUGACUGAAAAAGCCAAAAUUGUUCCAUGGAGACAAAAUUUCCUUGAUUUCCCCUCUUUUAUAGAAAAAUAUCUACGUUUACCUGUAUCCAGGAGAUUUAGGUAACUAUACACGAGACAAGGAGAUUCAUUCUGUAUCUAGCAGAUUGAAGCUGGCACAUAUUAUGCAUGGAGUCAGCAAUUUUCCUUGCAUGGCUAGCUUUUUAUCCUCUCGCUUUUAAUGACUUUUGUCGUAAUACAAAUGCAUCCUUUUGGAAGUGGCAAAAAGUUUGAAGGAAAUGAAAGAAAGAGAGGGGACACUUUUUUGAAGGAGGCACCCAGAGCAUUCUUGCUGAUUUCUUGUUAAUUUUGUCGAGAAACAUGAGGAAAUUUGCUAACGAAUGUGCAAUGGGUAAACAGUGUAGUAAAACUUUAACUAUAUUUUUUUCAUUGGAAUAGUCUGGAAAAAUGCUGAUACUAGUAAUGACAUAAAAAUGAUGACCCAUGAACGGUGCUAUCAGUAAGAUUUGAAGUAGGUGGCAACAUCGGUAAAGCACCCGCCGGAGAAUAAUGUGUAAAAUAAUUUCCCUCUCGUUAGCCUAUCAGUUUUAUUCAGAAGAAACUGGCUGCAAACCGAGUUUUCAGUAUUAAACUUUGGUCAGUGAUCAUUAAAUAUUAGUCUCCUUUGUAACAAAUGUUUAACUGUUGGUUUUAUUUCUAAACAAAGUUUUCCAUUUGCUGACAUGCAAACCUGCUACCCGAGUUUCACCCAAACCCCUCUGAAAAGACAUGGUUACUGGUAACCAAAAUGGAUUAAUAUCAAUAACUGGGAAACUACCCACCUACCCCUCCCCUAACCCGACAUUAACCCUAACUUGUUGUCAAUUGACUGUUGUUGAGUUAGGGGAGGGGUAGGUGGGCAGUUGCCCAGAUACUGAUUUUGAUCCACCAAAAUUUGAGUCGGUAUGUUCUUGGAAACUCAAAAUAUUCUUUUUUGCUGGAUAUGUGAUAUAUGAUGAGACAAUAUCAACCAUUUUUAUCAUAACUUGUUUAUAUAGGUAAAAGUUGACUGAAAGAACUCAAAAUGAUCUGGAGGUGUUCGCUUGAAGGCUUUCGAAAAGUCACUGAAAGAUCCGAAAUGUUGGUAACCUUCCAAAAUCGCAUAAUACUAAACACGUUCAAAAGGCAGUCUGCAAAGAAAUUUCAAGAUUAUAUGUUGUGUGUAUCAAAUUUCCGUAUGCACAUUUUCUCAAAUUCAGACGCUACGAUCCAAAUCUUUCUUCAGCUGACCAAGCCAGAUUCUAUAGUUUUCUAUUCGUUCAUCUCUUUAACGCACUGUUUCUUUGAGGAUUUGCAUUGUAACGCCACGAUCUUUGUUAUCAGUCUUAUCCCUCUUGUAAUUCGAAACAAACCUCUCAGUCUCCUGCCUUGAAACGCAGAGCGCAUUCUUCUUUUUAACUGCAAGUUUUGUCUGAGAGUUUUUUUUUUUAACUAAGUGAAAUUAAAGAAAUGCGGUGAUGAAUUCCGUUAGUUUUGCCCAUUGGAAAAACCCCAAAAAGUAUUGUCGUGUACGGAAGUUUUUCAUAAGUAAGGCAUCCAACUGUUAAUGUUUACAUAAGUUAAAUCAAUCAGCCACUGAAUUCUAAAUGUUCUCAUGGCUCGAGUUUAACCACAGACAGCCCAAGCUCCAGCUGUGAGAUAAUCAUUAGAGGCUUCUCUUAUGGACUUAAUUAACCUAGAAAUGGACAACUCGCUAAAAUGGGUUCUUUAUAACAUAGUAACUGGUCAGAUAACAAGCGAUGCACUGUGGAAGUAAGGUGAGGUAUUUUCCUUGAGAAUUUGAUUGUGCUUUUAUAUUCCCAAGAGCGGUCGUAAGUAUUCCCAUGCAAACUCUUCUAAUUUCGCCUUGACACUUCGCAAGACGAUCAUCUCACAGCUGGAGCCUGGGCCAUCUGUGGUUUAACACAAGAGCGUAAACAAUCUUCAAGCUGCCGGUUGCUUUAUUAAAAAUCACAAAAGUCACGUACUUACUCAUCUGGCUAACCAUUAACCAUAUGGCCAUGGUCUUCUUCGCUUUUCACAGCAAAUGUUUUUUUUUGAUAAAAAGUUAGACGCUAAGUGUUCAAUGGCGGGAAACUUAACAUCUUUGCAAAAAGAUCCGAAUUUGAUUUACGUGUGUUAUCAACAAGCGCGCACUUUUCAAAUUUGUAUUUACUAACUAGCAGUUGAGAAGAACUGCUUUUGUUUUAUUUGUCCAAAGAUAUUUGAUGAUUCCAGUUUAGCACAAAAUUGUUUGAAAAUUAUUUUAAGGUUACUUCCUACUUACGCCGGUGACCUUCGGGAAAAAAAUUCCUACGCGCGCUAGUUUCACUAAAAUCCUAGCAAACUAUAACUCAGAAGAAAGCUUUGAACUGCAGUUUAUGAUUUAAACGAGGUUUCCUCCUAUGAAGUAUCAGGAGCCGGUAAGGCGUGAAACGACCGAUGAUUCUUUUGAAUUUAUGGGGUAUCGGAUGCCGCCGCACGAGCAUAAAAUGGCUGCACAGUCUUAUUCAGAAGGCAUCGAUCAACAAUGGAGUCUCAGGCUUUUUCGAUAUUCGAAAUGGUUGUCUAGAUAUCGGCAUCCAAAGUUGGAGUAGCUAAAAAUAUGCAAGGCGUGUUGUGCGUAAAUGGGCGUCGCCGGACAAAUAUUUAAAUAUCAAAAUUUCCUGACUCACUUCCGUUUGUCAUUAUUCCUGGAAUGUUUUGGCAAAAUUUGACGUAAAUUUGUCACGUCUAUAUACUCUACAAAUUCGUUCUAGGUGGAUGUAUACCUCCCAAAUUCAAAUGCGAGAUUUUAGCUCAUAAAGGUCCGUAAACAACUCGCGCUACGCCAGGAGAUUAUCUCGCCUCCUGAAACCGCAAACCAAUCGGACAACGGGACCUCCUGGCGUCAAUGACGAUGGAUCAAGAUUUUCCGCGAAAAGUAGACCAUUACAUAGUUAUCUCGAUUGCUCAGCGGAGCGUUGAGGAGGACGACACAAUAAUGGGCAAAACCCCAUUGAAAAAACCCGCCGCAAAAAUGGAAAGUAGUGUUUACACGCGGGGACCAAUUACACAGGAAAGAAGCAAAAACUGGGGGGCAAACGGUUUCAUUCUUUCACUCUGCAGCUUUCUUAAGAAACCAAAAUUAUUAAAAUAGCAAUAUAGCAUUGAAAUAAAUCAGCUCAGUACAAACCGCAGAUUGUUCAGCGAAAUUGUUCAGUGCUUGAAUUUUUUCUGAUUUAGUUCGGAUACAAGCGAAAAAUAACGCUUUGUUACCGAUCAGAUGUGGCCGAUACAGGAACAAAAAGCACUUGAUUUUCUUUGUCGGUUGUGUUUUUAUUGCUGUUAUCUUCAUGAGUUUUGUCCCAGAGUUGUCGAUUUUUUUUCGUGAAAGUCGAUCAGCAUUCUGGUGGAAGUGACGCUCCAAGCAUCGUUUUCCUUGUGAUCUGUUCGUAGGAAUUGUGGGGGCUUGUGUUACCGAUCUGUGAUUGGUUUAUUUUAAUUUGAUGCUGGGACUUGUCCCAUGAACAGUUCACACGAAGCGUUUUGACCAACCAGUCUGAGGGACUAGUCGCAAGGACAAAAUUUUUAGUCCCUACGACUAGAUUUUGUGGCGAAACGGCUAGUUCAGGGAACUUGUUGCAGAGACCAGUCCCCUCUUGUGUGCCGACCUUUACUGAUUUAUUAACUUUUAUUUGAAAAGACGUUUUUUCUAAACAACUCGGGUGCGUUUAAAGAUUUCAGAAAUUUUUGUAUGGAAACGUUAGAUUAAAUGAUUAAAUUCAGUUAAAUCAAAAAAAGCAAAAACGAUUUUUUGGCCUCCGAGGAUGGGAAAUAACCUUGAGUAACCGACGAUGUGUAGUUCUAAAUUUAUGUAAAACACGCAAAACAAGCAGAAAAAGAAAACUGCCUGUGAAAUAAUGAAUCUAAAAAUCAAAGAGCAUGGAAAUUGAAAAUAGAUAAGAUGAAUGCUUCAAUACUUAAUUGACUCCUCUGUGUUACUGAAUAACUUUUUUGUUCUAUAAAUUCGACUUGAACAUGGCAAAGUAUACCCGGCGGUGCGAAUGAAGAACAUUUGAAAAAGGUAAUAGAUGAGUUUAUUCGGAAAUUUUAUGAGCAUUUGGAAAGUUUUCAUCCAGUUCCUUUUUAUUUGCCUCUCCCCCAUUGUGGCAUGGACAUGUGAUAUGCAUAUAUGUUAUUUGCCGGCUGAGAGGUCCGUAUGGUGAAAAACUGUGACCGAGGUCUUGAAAAUACUGCCCGAGGCCGUAGGCCGAGGGCAGCAUUUUCAAGACCGAGGUCACAGUUUUUCACCAUACGGACCGACCCUUAGCCGGUAAAUAACAUAUUUAUUUUUUUUAAACUCGACGAAAUUCUUUCCGAAAGAACCCGAAUGAUUUAGGGCUGUUAAUACGGCAAGAUCUUCCAUGAACUGAACAAUUUUUGAGCGAGUAAAUGGUGGUUAAAAUAGAGGUGAUGCAAAUUCAAGAGGGAUGCCUCAGCGAAACAUUUUCAUUUCCGUCACGAUAAAGGUGAUUUAAAAGGCUUCUAAACAAACUUUGAAACAUUAUUUUUACAACUAUAUGUCACAAUCUGACACCUGUCAAUUAGAGAGCACGUAACAAAAAAAUGCGCAAGAACAUUUGAAAAACAACGGAAAUAGUUUGGCAAGGACUGUCUCGACAAUGUUCGCUUCAAAAACAGUCAAUGAUCUAACGGAAAGUAUUAUUCAGUCUCAUCGACGAUAUAUUCGUGUACGAAGAUUACCUCUGUUCAUUAAGUAAACGGUGAGGAAAGUAAUUGUGAGUAAAUUCAAAUUUUUUAUUUUGAAGUUGUGAGAGUUUGCUCGUUUGUUUGCUGCAAUGGCGUGUGUAAAUCUCGUCUUUCCUUCAUAAAAACUAAAUUCGAAUGGAACACUCCAACAAGACACAAGGGGAUUUAAUGCGGCCUUUCCUCAAAAAAGUCCUUCAGUUUCUUUGUGCAAUUUACGGUACAAAUGUCCAAAUUGAAUGGACCUGGAAAGACUCACCGAGAGUGUAUAUUUGUUGUAGAACUUCAAUUAAAACUUCGCUCGCUCUUUUCACUACGCACAGAUUGCUUGAGAAAAUUCAGGUAUUAAAUGAAUGAAAGUUCCAUCGUUUAACUGUAACGAAAUACCUCACGUUUUAACUUGCUAGGUACUUUUUGUGGACGAUUAGAAUAAACUGCAGACGGUUUUUAUGCCGCUUGUCAACCAACGUAAUGACACUACUGUUUGUACAAAUUCAUUCUGAAACUAAUAUUUUUCUGUCAACCAAAGUGAUUUGAGAGAGAGAAAAGAGAGGAUUCAUAAGUUAUUUAUCGGCUUGAGGUAGUAACCGACUUGUUUGCUUAAAAAUACUGCCCAGCCGGAAAAACGAGAUAUAUUUAUGAAAAAUGGCAACGAAAUUUGGAAUGUACUCGGCGAUUCACGAAAGCGUUACCGUGGCCUGUGGGCAGAGAUAGGAAAAUACUGACCGGGUAAUGAACCAAUCAGAUUGCAGGAUUCGUUACCGUGCCCUCUUUAAAAAAAAAAAUUAUUUUUAUCAACAUUGUAUUUUGUAAUAUAAUUGUUCAUUGUUAAAAGUGUGAUAAGGGUCAAUCAAACUUCCGCGGGUGCCAAUUUAUCCAUUAAAGUUCAUUAGUCUUUUUUAACCUGAAUUGGUGUAUUGGUAUGGGUGAUACCGAUCAAUGUCGGGUUUCUUUGAUAGUUUUAACAGUUUCACUGAUUGGGCCAGCGAAGCAACGGUGGUCUCUUAAGGAUGGCCUUGAGUUGAAGCUAUGUCUUGAAUUGUUCACUUUGUUGAUUUUAGGACUUUUCGCUUCUGAGUUUGAUCAUCAGAUUGGAUGGUUGGUGCUAAAGGGUAUUUCAGAAUAUGCAGAUAGUACAGUGUGUUCAUCAGAGGAGUGGAAGACUUUUUCAAGUGUGAUGGCUGCUUCUGUCGUUGAAAAGAUUUUGAGUGAUCCUGAUGUAUUUCAAGAGUGGAACCAUUAUCAAGGUAACAUGAGUGAGCAAUGUCUUUUGACUGCAUAAAUAUGUCUUAAUCGACAUUAUCUCAACACUUUAAAACUUAGCUAUUGCAAAGUGUUUAUUAAAAAACCAAGCUUUUUUGAAGUAGAACUUAGGUUGAAGUUCAUGCAAUGGGUUACCAUUUCAGAAUCGUAGAAUAGAAUACUUCUUAGGUAAUUUAAUGGCUUGUACAAGAAAUACAACUGUAUUUCUACAGGUACCAUUGGCUAUUUUACUACUCAUGUGAAAAAAUUGUAUUUGCAUCACAUAGUUGAACUCCACAUGUCUUUUUGUGGAUGAAAUUUCACGGUAUUGAAACUCAAACAAUUACCAGGAAAUAAGCAAAUAGGUAACCCAAGCAAGUAAGUUUUUUGUAUGUGCAUUAGUUUACAUUAUUCGGUUCAUUUUUUUGUGGCAAUGUUUCCCAAAACAUAAGUUCACGCCAGUGAAACAGCAUGAUGUUCAUUGAUUUUAAGCUCAUUCAUGCUAAAAGCAAUGAAUGAGGUAUUGUGGUGAAGAUGUUGACGGAAGUUGUCGACCGUGAACGGAAGUAGUCUCGCAGGCUACCCCACUUAGCGAAGGUCAAAAUUAAUUUCGAUGAAGCUCAGAAACUCACGUGGAAAGAAAUAAAGUGGUUGUAUGGUUUAAUAAAAAUAAUAACCUCAAAUCACAUUUCCGAACUUCUAAAAAUGCAACUUGAAUCGAGAAGCCGAAAUGCUCACACUUAGGGGACCGGUAGCGGGUUCAAUUCAACACACGCUGUGACCACGCAGAAGAGCAUCAGAGGUAGCCAUGUUGGUAAGCCGCGCAUUAGCGUUCGUCUUCAUUUGGUAUAAAGUAAUCAUUGCUCUUCAUUGUGCUUGUAUUCGAGAAACAAUUGCAAGCUUUGCAUGUGGUCCAUACGUUUCAUCUUUUUAACCGAUAUGUGAUCAUUUUGUUGACAAAAAUGCGGACCGAGACCAAAACUGUUCCUUCGACUUGACAUAUUUUCAUACUGAUUUUCACAUAUGUGCCUUACAGGAACCGGCCAAAUUUUAUAGGGAAAAGCGAAGCGUUGCUUUCGUGACUGGUUAUUUGUUUACUUUUCUGGUAGUUUUAUCUCUCGUCUGUUGGUUGACUACGCUGAUAUUGAUAUGUGAAAAUAAGACUAUGCGAGGGCUUGAAAUUCUAUUAAGAACGAUUGUGGCCGCUGUGUUAAAAACAAAAGAUAUCAAGAAACAGGCAAGGAAUAUUUCACAAUUGUGCAAAUGGACGCGAAAGAUGAGGGUUACCAAUAUUUUGUUGCUAGAGCAACAUUUGAUGCCUUAUUAUAUCUACUCAGCCCACCUUCCGCCCCAAAAACACACACACACACCAACAAAAAGGACCCUGUCUGCCUAAUGACCUCUGCCUAUCCUACCUCCAGCCCACACCACCUUUUUUCCAAUUCCCAUCACGACGAAAGCACAAGUUUUCUUAUCACACAACUGUCCAAAAAUAAGAGAAAAUUUAUUCCAUAAGUCUUGAAAGUUCACAUAAACCGAAUUCAACUGUACCUAUAUUCAACAAGUCCAAGAAAUCUAGACAAACUUAAGCCAUAACAUGAAAUGAGCUGGCUCCGAGAGCCCUUUGAUUUAGUUAUUUUUUUAUAUAAAAAAAUCUCUAUGUUAGCGUAUAGAGUGGUAUGUUGCUCGCACCAAUCAGAUCGCCGCAUUAGGGUUUGCAUCUCGCAGCAAUCAGAUUGCCGCAUUAGGGUAUGUACCUCUCACCAAUCAUAUAAUAGCAUUUGAAUAUCCUGCACCAAUCACGGCGUUUGGGUAUAGUCUUAUUGUAAAUGAUUUCAUGAACCACAGAGCUGAGCACAAUGACAUUAACGAGAAAUUUUGGACUCAUUUGAUAAAUGUAACGGUUUGUGGCCUUCCCGAGAGCCUCGUCGAUGAAGGUCGAUAUAUCGGGAUAUGAAAGGUACGCAUUUAAGAACAAGUCUCUGUAAGAAUCAAACAUCUUGGGAAAUGAAAAUUCCGAGUGCUGCACCUUCUUUCAUGGGAAUUUGAGCGAUCCGAAAUCCUCUAAAGAUACACUGUUAUACUUGUAUGUCAUUUGAAACAUGUUUAAGUUGGCUGAUCUACACGAAACUAUCCUCACACCGGUCAUUUGUCAUAAACUUGUACGUUAUCACGAUGGCGUGACGCUGUAUUUCUCCGUGAAGUUUCCAUCGGUCGCUCCAAAGACGAGAAAUGGAUAUUUUUCAUUUAUGUCAGUAGAUUUCCGCUUUCUGAAGGAAAACCAAAAAAAAAAAAAACCUGGAUUGAACGCUCGUAAACACUGAGAAUCUGAGAGUAUAUAUAUCGUAACUUGUCAGCGGCAGUAAUACAGGUAAAAUCCAGUUGCAACAAUAGCAAUAUGAACGACAUAGGCAUCUCCUUACAAAGAGCAGAUUCGGGCAGUUAUCAUUUCCUUGCGACAGGAACUAAGAUAUUCCGAAUCAUCUAAAAAUUGUCAGAAAACUGUUAGAAAAUUUGCAUAAGAUAUGAUGAGGAGAGACUUAUCACCGCCGCAGUACAAUCGAGUCAAUCAAUGUUUCCUUCCAUGUCUUGAUAAAGAAAAAAUCACAACAAAGUUCGAACUAAAAGAUUCAAUGAAAUCAUAAUGUCAUAAUUCCACCUCUCAAACAAUUUAUUAUCCACACGCAAAUCGCAACUUGUCACUUGAACGAAACUCCCCAUCGUUAAUAUGUAAUCUGGUUUGCUUCAUGUCCUUCAGGAAAAAGAACAGCGAUUUCAUCACCAUUAAUUUCCAUACUUUUCUCCCGGAUAUUUUCUACAAGCUUUUUUUUUUUUGGUUGUUUUUACUUAGAAUGCGCUAAAAUCUGCUGAUAUAUCGAAAAAUGUCCAUUUCUCGUCUUCUGUGGGGCGACCGAUGGAAACUUCAUGGAGAAAUACAACGUCACGCCAUCGUGACAACGUACAUGUUUAUGAUAAAUGACCGGUGAGCGCCUAACUGCAUGCAAAAUUUGAAGGGGGGUUGAAAAUUUUCAUUUCCCAAGAUGUUUGAUUCUUACAGAGACUUGUUCUUAAAUUUUUAAGUUAAAACGUGUUUUUCCGCUACUUUACUCACAACGCACACGCUAAACAACUUACAUUCCAUCACGUAUCAUGAGCAUGUCCAAUCAGAACAUACGUAAUCAUUGCAGUACAUGAACAUCAGGCAAUUUUUCACGUGCUUGAAUUGUAUUCCACCAAUCAAAUCCAUUUCGCCAAAUUAGACUAAACUCUUAUCACGUGUCAUUUUCUUGUAAACAACCUGCAUUUUAUUACGUAUUCUAACUGCAUUUUCCAACCCCGCUGAAAAAAAUUAACAUGGAACUAAAUGCUACUGAUAUUGAGAUUUCCACGCUUUUCUCUUGUUUAAUGUAUCUUCACUUAUUCGAGAUCGCAAUAUAUUUUUAUUUAGGGUUUAUUAGAGGUACAACAGAGUUUCAGUUUGCUUUUCGUAGUAAAAUUACGCGAACUAUAUUUUUGAGGUAGCUAUCUGUAGACGAAUAAUUUUGACUUUCUCUCUGUAGGAGGGACGUCAGUAAGCGUAGUAUCUUUCGCAACCGUUAUUUGGUCUCGUCACGCAACGUGCUAUCUCCCUAAAACGGGAAAUAGGGGGCGCUGUGUGUCGAGACCAAACAACGGCGGCUGCGAAGGAGACAACAGCUAGCGUGGCACCGAUGCAUUUCAUUUUAACUUAGAAGUAUUGAGACAAUAGAGACAGAAGAUCGCAUAAUAUCCGCAAUAUUUUGUUUUUUUUUUUAGAGUUAUGCUCUUUCGGUGACAUAAAUGAAAUCAUUAAGUACACACACCGUUCCAUCUCAACCCACCCAGCCGAAAAUAAAACUCUUGCAUACUACACACGCCUACGUUUAUUACUAAUCAAUAUAAUCAGCAUGUGAUGUUUGUGAUUUUCGAACUGUUACAAGUAUUUAACCUUCUUAAAUCAGGAAGAGAUUGCACCUUCUUAUGGGACUCAACUCAAGUUUAUUUUACAUUUAGUAAUGCACCUGUGCCAUUUUUAAUUCAGUGUUCUUAAAAAUAUAUAGACAGACGUGAGAAGAGAUGAAUUUUUAAAGUUCACAAACUUAGCAAUUCCCAUGUGGCCCAAAAUGGCUGUGUGACUAAAUUUGAAAAUUGAGGUCAGAAGCUUACAAAUUCAGUGAAGCAACUAAAGGUUUGACCUUUUUUUACCACGACUCACAUGAACGAUUUAUCCUUAAUUCUAGUUUUAAGCUGGAGAAAUGGAAAAGGUUCAUACACCGUAUGUAAAAUUAAAGAGUUUCUUAGGUGUUUCGUAGAUGAAAGAUUUUUUUAGUGACUGGUUGUUAGUGCAAGGAAGCAUUGAACAAGUUUGCUGUCUAAGUUCCUUGCCUCCAACUUCAGUGGUUUGAUGCACCUCUGUCAGUUUUACCUCUGAAGAAGGGGGUAUUUUACGAGUGAAAAAUUUCAGAGAUGAGCUGCAUUUAAGUUGAUAACAGGAUUCUCCACAUCGAGUCAGAUCUUGGUUCAAAGAUUUUAAAUCUAUAAUCAUUAUCCAAAUCAAUUAUUCCAUCACUCACAAGCAUUACAAUAUUAAAACUGUUCAGGUACCUUUCUUAUCGCAAGAAAGUCUGAAUGAGGUCGAUUUAUUGCGUAAUUGUCUGAAUGAACUGACCACAAUUAAGGUGAUCCCUCGGUGUUGCGCUACGCAUCCUGUACUGCGCAGAAAAAUCACGUAAUCAGGGGAAUAAGCACGCAUGCAUUCCGAAAACACGGUAUUGUUUUUCAAUCAGUCAUCACUAGUUAAAGAGGUGCGGUGGUCUUUGGCUAUCGAAUUUCGCUGCACCAACUAUCCCCUUUAAAUUGGAGAAAAUUUUUCAAAAAAUUAUGGAAGGGAUAAGAGGUAUACAGAUGUAUCUAAAAUCAGGCGCAAAACUCAUUACUCGAGGAUGCAAAUUAUGACCUUGAAAGAAACGUUUUGAGUCGGUGUCGUUUAACAUUGCGUAAUACACCUGAGAGUUUCUACCAGUCAAGUUUUUUUCAAGUCUUACUAUUAAAACCCUUACCUCCGAUCACUGCAAAAUGUAUGUGAACCGAUGAAAUGACGCGCGUGAUUAGUGCCAGCACAGGCAUAAAUGGGGUAAGUUGGGCCUAACAUAUCUCUUAAGUAAGCAUUGAGACCUAUCUUUUUUAAUGUAUUUUUCGAAGCAGAGAUGGGUUGGGAACCAAGGAAAGUAAAAAAGGUUGUUUGAUAACAACUUUUGAGUUUUUUUUUCUGUUAAAAAAAAAUAACCUCUAUGUUAGCGUACAGAAAGUGGUAUGUUGCUCGCACCAAUCAGAUCGCUGCAUUAGGGUAUGUAUCUCGCACCAAUCAGAGCGUUGUUUUUGUUCUUUGGUUUGAGAGGUGUUCAAAUUUCAACGAAGUAAUGGGGGAUUCGGAGAGAGCGGUUCGUAAAAUGGAUUCAUCUUUUAGAAUGAGAAAUGUUGGCUUUUCUGUGUUUUAACGUGUAUUUCACCGCGCUUUAUGAAAAAUACGAUACUACUGGACAGAUGAAAGAUAGAUUACCUAUAAUAAACGUGUUACUCAUGCUGUGAAAAUGGUGGAUAGUUGUUCGAGAGAAAAUGGAGUUCUGUGCACUGUAGCACGAUCAUGGUUAUUGUUCCUUCACGACGACAGUGAGUGGAAAUAUUUUGAACCAAGUAUUGCUUGAGGUGUUGAAGAAUUGCAAGCUGUGUUGCAAGAUUCAUGAUUUGUUGAGUGCCAAUUAUAUUUUUCUGGAUUGGUUUGCUCGGUGCUAUCUCUAGAUGAAUGUCUGAUUAAAAUUAACUAUGGAAGAUUUUGUGUAUGUUCUCGAUGCCUGGAGAAUGUGAUCUUGUGCAGUCGUUUGUGUUUGGCCAAGGACGAAUUCAGAUAUCAUCGUUAGCGUGUUUAUUUGAUUUUGUUAUCUGGAAUGAAUGAUUUACGGAGGUAAGUUAUUAUGAUCUACUGACUUCGAAAAUAUAUCAAGUUGAAGGAACGAUUUUGGUCUCGUUUCGCAUUUUUGUCAACAAAAUAAACACAUACCGCUUAAAAGUCUACAUGUUGUACCUAGUCCACAUCUUGUAUCCAGUCUGUAGUUUGCAGUCUGCAUUUUGUACUAAAAGGUAUCCGUGGCACCAAUACAGUUUAUUUUUGAUCAAUGUUAUUCGUACAACAUACACAAUCUGCCACAAAAUACCUGUGUGUGAGUUAAUUCUAUAUUUUCGUUCUUUUCCGUGUUAAUACCCUUCUUUCCUUUGGAAAAAAUGGUGACAUCAUUUACAAUGUUUCAAGCAAUCCACCCACCCCCAAAAAUAACUCUUGCAUGCAUAGCAUGCCUGUUUUUCUUAGGAAUCACCUUGAAUUUUUCCGAAAAGGAAACUGAAGUACUUUCUAAUGGCCAUGCGGAAUGACAUUGUUUUAUUAUUUUGAGGCGGAUUUGGGGGAUCUUGAUAUUCAAACAGGUUUGGAGGUGGAUGUGUCUAAUCUCUCUCAAUUCACAGAGACACUGUCCUUUAGACUACCUCAACACUUGUGUUAGUCAUCGCUUGAAAAGCAAACUAUUGUAGCGAAUAGGUAAUUAAUUACGGACGAGGAAGGACUCAUUAGGAAAGUUAUUCCAGGUGCAAAUUCUAUUGACAAAUUUCAAUUUUGGAACAGUGUCCUGUUCAUUGAGUAUAAGUUAGCCUUAGAGGCUUCGGUGAAGACGAGAGACUAAAUGAAGCACGCUUCAAAUGUGAAAUAAAUGGGGUAAUUGAAUGAUUUGUAAAUUUUUUCCAACGUUUCUUACAUGUACAACUUUAUUUAAUGUACAAUUAAACGCUUCCUGACAAGCUUUUGGUUCAAUGUCUCUUUAGAAGCAAGAGCCUGUAACGAGAGGGAUCUUCCUGGAAAAGAGAUUAAACUGAUUACCGAGGGAUUGAAAGUAUCCUUUUCAUGGGUAUCCGCGGGUUUCGCCCAUAACGAGUUUCGCCCAAGAAGCGUUUCGCCCAUAACGAGAAUGGUUUCGCCCAGGCAUAAAUUCGAUUCGCCCAGACUGACAGUCAGUGAUUAUCCAGGCUAAGGGCCUCUUUAGACAUAUGCUUUAGAUGAGCCCGGUAACCGGGCUUUUGUUUUCUGUUCAUUCAUAAGCUGGCGUGCGGAACUUAUCUUCCGUGUACAAAAGAUUUGCAACGAUGAUAUGUUCCACGCGCAAGUGUUUUCAAAAGCGUUUAAUUUAAUUCUCGAGAAGAAAAGUGAUGCAAAAAAUCAUAGCAAUGCUUUUUACGACAAACGGACGUCUCUGCAGUAUUUCGUGCGCGAAUUACCUUAACAAUCCCCACUCCACAGUGAAAGCUAUAAUUGACUUGUUCGUUUCAACAGUAACUUGUUCGUUUCAAAAUUUCAUGAUCUCAGGUCAAGUCACUUUUCUUCAUUCUGUGCAUACAAACGUUUAUAAGGUUAACGUUUUCCGAGUGAGAGUGUAGAAGUUUUACUUAUGGGCGAAACCUUUAUUGUUCUGGGCGAAACCAUUCUCGUUCUGGGCGAAACCAUUCUCGUUCUGGGCGAAACGAUAUGUGCGAAACUCGUUAUGGGCGAAACCCGCUAUAACCUUUUCAUGAAGUUAGUUGUAGUCACCUUGACUUAUGUUAUCAUAGAAAUCAAACUUGAAUAGUUUCUUUAAAAGUGUGGUUACUCAUCGUCGUAAAGCACGAUAACAGAUGCACCUCAUACGAUGGCUGAACUUGUAAUUCAAGUGACAUUUUUGCUUAGUUUACCACCCUGUAAGGGUCUCGGAAAAAAACUACGCAACUUGCUUAACAAUCGCGCGUAUUGUAUGUUAAUGUGAUAUCUUGUGGAUUGGGACUAAUGCACGUAAUCGGGACUCAUUAAAAUGAUAAGAGUUCUGUGUAAAAAUCAAUUAUAUGCUAGAAGUAAUUGAAUGAACUGAAGUAAUUUUCACGCGCACUUUAUGGGGAAAAACCUUUGCGUGAAAUCAGUAAAUCAGAUUGAACAUCUUUAUAGAGACAUUUGCACUUAUCUGUCGCUAAUCUUUAAAUAAACAGCGCUCUAAAUGGCCGAAGAAAAGAAGUAAUCUUCAUCAGGCUUGCUCUUGAUGACACCAACAGAAGUAAUUAACUUUAAAUUCUGAAAGCUUGUCGAACCACUAUCAAGGAGCACAAUAGGCGCUUAAGCCUUCAAAUAUGAAUGACCUCGUGUUUUGGAAUAGAAGGGAAUGAAAAAUCACUUGUCUUGGCUGAUUGUCUUGACCUUGAUGAAGAAAAUGAGCCAUGGACAUAAUCGUGUAUUUGCCAUGUUAAUAUUCACAAAUGUAAUGUUUUACUUCACCGUCACUCAACGAUCAUGGUGCGUUACAUAACUUAACUUGGCUUGCCUGAUCGGGAAAAGAAGACUUUGAAAAUCGAUAAGUUUACAGAGAGAGACUCAACUGCAGACGUGGAGAGUACGAAGAAGGUAAGCAUGUCUGUUAGGGGGUAUAUAAGCAAUAGACCGUGCUUUCUGAUGGUUCACCGGUAUAUUGACUCACAUGGAAUGUUGGAAGGAGUCGAGAAAAGUUUGUAAAUAAUGAGCCGGAGUGAUUUAAAAAAUUUCGAGCGUCCUCCCAUUAUCCUAAGUGGGUUAUUGCGUCGGUAAAGCGAAGAAUGUGCGGUCUAUUCCUGUUAUGAAAUAAACUUAAAAUGUUUCAAUUUUAUAUGGGUUUACUGGUGCAAUAGCGGAGAGGUUAUGACGAAUUGAGGUGUUUGCACAACUGUAGUAUUUCACUUAUUUUAUAAUUUUUCUUAAACUGAUUUUCCAAAGUAACUUUGUUGGUUUAUGGAAAAGUUACCAGUCAUCAGUUGUUAGUUUUUCUUUUCAUUUAACUACUACCGAUAAUAGUCCAUGGGCCAGGACCCCCAAAAAUGACCUCUCGGUAGCACUCAAGGAAGUAAUGCUACCAUGCAUUUUUGAAAACUGCAAUUACUUUAGUUUAAUAUUAUGUAUGAUAGCAGUGCCCAAUGAGUAGCUGAACAAGUAUUAUUACGUGAUCAAGUGACGUCACUUCUUUCUACAGAAUUGACUGGAAACAAACAUUAACAAACAUUAUUCUUUCCAAGUCCGUUAACCGUUCUUUAAGGGUAGUCUAUGUAUGAAAAUGAUAGAUGUUUCUUCUAGAUGAGUUUUUAAACUUCUGAGUUCAAAAUUAUUUGAGUUUCGACGAUUUGUUACGGUACAACAUUUCCAUUGUCGCUAUUUCGAAGAAAACAAAACCAGAAAGAAACCGUGAAAUUGCCUAUGACGUUAGCGAAAUAACCAAUGAUACGUCAGCCAACUGACCUGAAACAAUAGCGAAACCACCUAAACCAUAAGCGAACUGGUCGUUAGCCAAACGAGUUCAAAACGACUCCAUUGGCCAAUCAGAACACAUGAUUUGCCUCAUAUUGCCCGUGGGUGCUGCCAGCGAUAUAACAACUUGUAUUACAAUGCCUUACAAAACGAAGUAGCGACUUGUCGCGAGUUAGACGUCUUUCCCCAUGUUGUGUUUCAUCAGUAGACACCUCUGCCCGUGGUACUGAGCAACAGCUGCUAAAAAAUCACGAGAGGAGAGGCCAAUAAUUUUGCUAUCACCCGUACUUAGAGUGGCCUUUCUAAUCGUGGCACAGGUGCGCAAGUUGACGCAGUUAGUUUAAGUAUCUAUUGCACGUGUUUGUUCCUUCCUUAUAUCUCUUUUCACAAAAGUGCAUAUUUGUUCAUAAGUUCUGCUCGCGUUAGGCCCUUCUCGACAAGGCCUUUGCUCUUUACUUACCACAUUACAUCCACGAAUCUCUUCUGCGUUUUCCGUUGUAAGAGAAAUUUUCUCAAAUUUUUGCUUCAUCGUUUUAAAGGCUACGGUAUUUCCUGCUACUGCUGGCUGGUGGAAUUUCUCCUUCCUUAGCACUCUCUGCCAAAUUAAGCAAUAUCCUAUGAUUUCUAAUGACGUUAAUGAUGAUGAUGAUAAUAAUAAUAAUAAUAAUAAUAGUAUUAUUAAUAGUAUUAAUAAUAAUAAUGAUAAUAAUAAUAAUAAUAAUAAUAAUAAUAACAAUAAUAAUAGUAAUUACCAUGAUCUGAGUAGUGACUAAUACCAAUUUCAGAACAAGGCCGUUUAGUUUGGUUUGUUCAUAGUAGUGAAGGUUCGUUGUGAUCUUGAUAUUCGAUCGCCAACUGUUUGCAAGUAUUUUCGCUGAUGAGCAAUGAAAAUUCCAGCUUUAUGUACUUAUAUUUGUGUUCUUUAUUUAUUAACUGUCUUUUUGAAGCGUCAUAAAAUAGCAAGGUUAAGAAUUCUGGCCCCAUGGACAAUUGGUUCGAAUUGCUGUUGAUUAGCCGGAAUAACACGACUGAUCAUCAGUGAUGCUUUAAUUCUCAAUUUCGAAGAGGAAAAGCUAUUAUUAACUACAGUAUUCACAAUUGUAGUACGUUCCAAAGUUUGUUUCACAGUUGCGCUCCUGUGUGUAAAUGAGCGUUAAGUGAUGGAGCCCGUCAAAGGCUAUAGCAACUGAUAGCUUUGUCGAUUCUGCGGAGGCUUGCAUAACCGGUUUGUGUGGUAUGCAGAAUUCUCGCCCCCCCAAAAACAUUUCUUUAGCUCUUUCGACAACUGAUCCUCAAUAACUUCCGCUUACUCGUAUGUCAGGUUCUGGUGCUCAAGACUUCUAAGUUGGCACAAACUUCCUCUUUUUUGUCGGGCAACUCAGGAUGAUUUCCUUUCGAAGAAAGUUCAAGAUAUUGAAAUGAAAGCUGCCCUCGAUCAGUUGUUUUCCUGUAAACACUCUUGAAUGCUUGUCUUACGUUAUGAUGAUAGAGUUGAGACUUUGUGUACUCUUUUAGUAAGAUUUGCAAGUUCCAUUCGCCGGACCUUCUCCGUAGUUAAGCAUGGUGACAAAUGCAUAAAGGAGGCUCCAUGAGGUUUUUGCUUAAUGUUGGCGCGUGCACCAGCGUUAUGUUUUCCUGGAAAAUUUUUGUUUUGGCUUUGUGAGGUCACUUAAAGUCAUCAAAAGGCGAUGAGCAAGGUUCGGACUAUCAUUUGCUGAACUAAAUAUUGCCAAAAUGAUUUUCGUUAUUAAGCUAGGGCUCCACGAAGGGAGGCGCUCUCUAAGGAUUACUUCACUGAAAUCGUCAAUCAUUUAAAAGCCGAAAAAAAAUAGAACUUCGCCAAGAUCGGUAUCUGUCGCCUUUUGGCAAUCUUUCCCACGGUGUUUUCUUUUCGGUUGACCUCUUUUUCAGGCGUAGAAGUCCUAUGAAUAUUACAGUUGCAGUUGCUGGAAAACCUAGAUUCCAUCACAUAAAAACAGUAUUGUAUAAUACUGUUUUAACACACCUUUUCAGAUAACUUUCGUGCGAUCGUAUCGAGCCGCCAUGUUUGUUUUUCAUGUUGAAAGCUUUAAAGCCCGCGCUUUGUUCGCACCCACAAGAAUAAAGGAAAUGAUCAGCAACUAACGAAGCUCUUGAUGUUUUUACAAAUUCUCCUUGUUCGAAGUUAGGUUAUGUCAAGAGAACAGUAUAGAGAAUAUGCCCAACGAUGUUAGGGUGUAAAGGGUUAAUAAACAUAAGAAAAAACCAAAGCAGUCACUGUUUACGAAGCAUUCAACCAUUCUUGAGUUUCCCCUGCAAAUGUUUUUAUGCACUCUCACUUUUGACUUCACGUUAGAAGAGUUCGAUCAAUGGAGCCUAGAAUCACCUCAUGCAUGAAGAUGUUACUGUUUUGAUAAGUUUCGUCGCCAAAGAGUAUUCCAAUGGGGCUAGGUUCCUGAUUCACUGAUUCCAUAGCCCUUUCCAUUUAUUGUUUCCACCUGAGAACAAGGAGCAUGACAAAUGUGAGCACUUACGGGAGAGUUAGGAAGGAAUGUGUCAAGCAGUCACCUAGUGAUAAAUAGUCACAUCACUUCUUUCGAUGGUCGCCAAGCGGCUACAAUUAUUCUAAAAGCAUUCUUAAUAGUGACUUUUUUAUGCGCUCACCUGUUGCACACAUUAUGAUUUGAAUGGUGUAUUGAGAUGUUUUCAGUUUCUAUGUUAUUCCGUUGGGAGGAAAUGUGUACAGCCAGACCUAACUUUCACUGUCAUAAUGAAAAUACCAACGUUUUUUACUUCCGAACUAAAUGUCCGGCUUAUUUUCGUUUUUUUCCAAUACAGUGAUAGGUACUGUUUGCUGCCUGAUGAGAUUCGCCCAGUCCUCUCUUACCUUAUUUAAUAUGGUGAUUUCGCCAUCAUAAUUUGAGAUUAUUGUUAUAUACAUGCGUUCUUGAUCAAGUAUGAGGUCAAGAGAUGUGGAUAUUAGCGAGUUCUUUUUUUGCAUAUUUAUGGUCUGAGACGAAGUCGAGGUCCUUAAAAACGGAAUAAAAGAACGAUGCUAAUAUCCAACCAUCAGGACCUCAGGCUUGGUCAAUUACGCAUAUAUAAUGAUAAUAUCAAUUUAUGAUGGCGAAUUCAUCAUAUAAGAUUUCGCUCUAUUGAGAAUCAAGAAUCACUUGUUUAUUUCGAGAGACGGGAAAAAAAAAGCGAAUUGUUUUUUUAUGUUUUAUUUAUUAUUCGAGCCUAGCCGUAGGUGGCGAGAGUCUUAAUCUGCAGGCCGUUGUUUUUCGUGUUUCGUCACCAAAAGGGGGUCAUGAUCCCAGGCGUUCCUUGCGUAGACCUGGAGACGAGAUCAUGCCAACUCCUUGUUUCUCGAAAUGGGAAUCUGUCAUCUUUUCUACGCUCAAACGAACAGACGCAUUAGCCGUUUGUGGUAGAUCCACUUUAAAAGAUGGCAAUCAGUUUUUGGAAAAGAGUGUUUAGCUAUUGAUAUUAGAGAAGUACAGAUCAUCUAUUUUGACAAGUUGUUGUAUUACUGUUGCUUUUGUUUACUCUUCCGAUGAUAGCCGUUUUAAAGUCUUUGACUCUCAUGCUAGAGAUGUUUAUAGUAAGAGUCAUCCCGAAGGAACUCGUGUAAAUUUACAUGGAAUGACUUAAAUGUAUGAAGUCAAAGGUUUAUUUAAAGGUAUUUAUGGGGAUAGUUUUCGCCAGGAAUAUUUGUUACUCCUAUUACUAAUAGCCAAUCGGGGUGAAGAUAAGACCAUGCUCAUUUACAUAUUUGAUUUCAUGUUUUGAAAAUUGCCACCAUUGACACCAAUGGUGGGAAACUUGGAAGGAUAUUCGGAUUUAUUGGAUGAUGUUUGUGCGAAUUAUGAUGUGCCUUCAGUUUCGCGGAAAAACUAGUUCCAAAAAUAAAUUAAAAUAAGGAAGGUUUGACUCAAGUGUACAGCACAUAGGGACAUCCGAGUAAUGAGCUCCAGACACUUGGCUCUAAUCACAGCGAAGAUACACAUAACUUAUUUGUAUUUGUGAUCUUUCUUAUGACUAUUGCCUUAAUCGUGUUUUUUCUGAAACCGAGUAAGUCAUCAUUUUUAAUUUUGCCAUUAGGUCUCAUAAUCCCUAGCAUUUGUCAUUUCAUCCACCAGUGAAAAGGAAGUCAGUAACUGGCACUCUUUUACCCUGCGCCUCAUGGCUCCAAUAGUCUCAAUACCUACACGCAUGCUACCAAGAAAAUACUCGCUCCUUAUCCCUUCGACACUCCUAAAGCAGGCCCGAGGUAACGCUUUCAACAGCGUCUUGUUUUGACUAUCUUCUACCACUUUUCACGACUCCAUCGCCGACACUUUUAUGAACUUUUUUGUAAGUUGGCUCUAAGCAAUUUUCUUUCUUUCGUUCUGAUUGGUUACCCGAGCGGGCAAGAUGGGCCCAUCUUGCCCGCUUGGUAGCCAAUCAGGCUACAAGGGAAGACAAAUGUAAUUUUCGUUGUCCUUUUUUUCGGCUUCUGGAAUCCCAACUGAACCGUAUGGUGAAGACCUACUACCGAGCAGACUGUUCAUUGAGAUUCUGAUCCGAUACACGAAUAUGACUCUGGAGAAAAAAUUUUUAACUCUUGUCGCAGAUAAAUCGUGACAAUGUUCUUUUCGAUAUAUAAAUAUUGCACAUUAAAAUAGUAUUUCUCACAAAUACAGGUGCAACAUAUGGAUAAAGACAAGAGAGAACAGCAAGACAGACUUCUUGGUCGUGACUAUAACAAUCGUGCAAAUGAAUGCUUUAAUCAGGGUGAUUUUAGGAAAGCUAUCGAGUACCUUGAAUGUUAUCUUGAUAUUGCCAAGAAAUUGGGUAACAGAGCUGGAAUGGCACGUGCAUAUGCGAAUCUCGGCAAUGCUUAUUUAUCUCUUAGUGAUACAGAGAAAGCUAUCGAGUGCCUAUCGUUUCAGUUAAGCUUAGCAAGAAAACUGAAAAAUAAAGCUAGAGAGGGAGGAGCGCAUUCCAAUCUUGGUAAUGCAUAUCUACAUCAAGGUGACAUUGGCACAGCUAUUAAACAUCACAAUCAACAUCUCAAAAUCGUCAGGGAGUUGGCAGACAGAGCUGGUGAACGACGAGCCUAUGCCAAUCUUGCAAGUGCUUAUGAAUCGGUCAACGAUUUUGAAUCGUCCAUACAUUAUCACCUCUGUCAUCUUAGGGUUACUAAAGAAAUGAAAGAUAAAGCUGGGGAGGGCCAUGUGUACGCUAACCUUGGAAUCGCUUAUCACAAUUCGGGCAAGUUUCAAGAAGCUCUCGAUUAUCACAAAUUGGCCUUAGACAUCUCUAUAGAAGAUGGGGACAAAGCUGGAGAAGCGGAAGCAUAUUUAAAUCUCGGAG
Pocillopora meandrina is the source of this 24705-nucleotide messenger RNA. The record is from the annotation of a GenBank genome assembly. Lineage: Eukaryota; Metazoa; Cnidaria; Anthozoa; Scleractinia; Pocilloporidae.